Messenger RNA from Zymoseptoria tritici IPO323, 333 nucleotides. RefSeq lists its product as uncharacterized. Lineage: Eukaryota; Fungi; Ascomycota; Dothideomycetes; Mycosphaerellales; Mycosphaerellaceae. Bases 1 to 333 code for a protein of 110 amino acids. Gene Ontology annotation, molecular function: GTPase activity; microtubule binding. The record is from RefSeq and is a predicted model, not a curated record. The transcript has a single exon. Gene Ontology annotation, cellular component: membrane; microtubule; cytoplasm.
AUGGCCCCUGUCUGUGACACCGCACUCGCGGACCCGCUCAUGCUCGACAAAAUCGAUAAACUUUUCGCCUGUGGUGUCGGCGAACUCGUUGACCUCCCUCAAAUCGUCGUCGUCGGCGACCAAUCAUCUGGAAAGUCCAGUGUGCUUGAAGGUCUCAUCCGCAAACCACUGCCGCGCGACAGUGGACUGUGCACCCGCUUCGCGACGCAGAUUGUCUUCCGACGCGCGAAGAUUGAGGGUGUUGAGGUGUCUAUCAUCCCAGACAAGGAUGCGGAUGCGCAACAUGCCGCACGAGUAAGGAAGUGGGGCAAGAAGGCGAACGCGAUCGAGUAA